Molecule: messenger RNA, 3370 nt
Organism: Microcebus murinus (gray mouse lemur)
Lineage: Eukaryota; Metazoa; Chordata; Mammalia; Primates; Cheirogaleidae
Source: RefSeq, a predicted model, not a curated record
AUGGCGUACCAGGCGUGGGUGACCAACGCCCAGACGGUGCUGCGGCGGCGGCGGCGGGCCCAGCGGGAGCAGGAGCAGGAGCGGGCAGGGCAGCUGCGCCCCGGCGGCGACCAGGAACUGGAGCCGGAGGAGGAGCCCGAGGAGGAGGUGGCAGGCCGCAGCCACGUGCUGCAGCGGGUGCUGAGCACGGCGCAGUUCCUGUGGGUGCUGGGGCAGGCGCUGGUGGACGGGCUGACGCACUGGCUGCGCGACUUCACCAGGCACCACCGCACCAUGAGCGACGUGCUGCUCGCGGAGCGCUACCUCCUCACGCGGCAGCUCCUCCCGGACGGAGGGGUGAGCCCGGACGUCUUGGACCAGCUGUACACGAGCGAGGCUGCGCUGCCAGGACCCUCGGAGGCCCAGCAGGCACCGAGCACGGCGUCCAGCGGGCUGGGGGCGGAGGAGCAGCUGAGCAGCGUGACGGACGCCAGCAGCCCCCUGAGCACCGGCUACCACACGCGCAGCGGCAGCGAGGAGGCCGUCGCCGGCCCCGGGGAGGCCAAGGCUUCCCUGCGCGGCUCCCAGGAGCUCCCCGCCAGCCCUCGUGCCCGCACGGCCAGCGAGCUGCUGCUGCACAGGUGCCUGCACAUCCCGGAGCUGGAGGAGGCGGAGCGGUUCGCGGAGGGGCAGGGCCGGGCGCUGCGGCUGCUGCGGGCCGCCUACCAGUGCGUGGCCGCCCACUCGGAGCUGCUCUGCUACUUCGUCAUCAUCCUCAACCACAUGGUCACGGCCUCCGCCAACUCCCUGGUGCUGCCCGUGCUGGUCUUCCUGUGGGCCAUGCUGUCCAUCCCGCGGCCCAGCAAGCGCUUCUGGAUGACCGCCAUCGUCUUCACCGAGGUCACGGUGGUCACCAAGUACCUGUUCCAGUUCGGCUUCUUCCCCUGGAACAGCCACGCCGUGCGGCGGCGCUACGAGAACAAGCCCUACUUCCCGCCGCGCAUCCUGGGGCUGGAGAAGACGGACGGCUACGUCCAGUGCGACCUGGUGCAGCUCAUGGCCCUCUUCUUCCACCGCUCCCAGCUGCUGUGCUACGGCCUCUGGGACCACGAGGAGGACCCGCCGUCCAAGGGGAGCGACAGGACCGGCAGGAAGGAGCGGGGGGCUGAGGAGGGGCCCCAGGAGGGUGCAGAGGUCCCCGAGGCCCCCGCCGAGGACCACGUGCAGGUGGAAGUGAGGGGCGGGGCCGAGGACGGGGCCCCAGAGCCCCAGAGGGAGCAGAAGCCCCGCAGCAUGCGGCACCUCAGUCUGCGUUUGAGGAGGAGGAAGAAGGAGAGCCCGGAGCCCGAAAGACCCGCAGCCGUCGAAGCUGAGGAGGAGGAGGAGACGGAGGAGACAGAGGCUGCCUCGGGGAGACAGAAGCAGCCAAGCCGCGCCCGAGAAAGAGUGAGGGCAGCCGGGCUCCGGCUGCAGAGCUUCUGCCUGGCCCUGGCCCAGAGCGUGUACCGGCCGCUGCGGCGUUUCUUCCACGACAUUCUGCACACCAAGUACCGUGCGGCCACCGACGUCUACGCCCUCAUGUUUCUGGCGGACGUGGUGGACUUCAUCAUCAUCAUCUUUGGCUUCUGGGCCUUUGGGAAGCACUCGGCGGCCACGGACAUCACGUCCUCCCUGUCGGACGACCAGGUGCCCGAGGCCUUCCUGGUCAUGCUGCUGAUCCAGUUCAGCACCAUGGUGGUCGACCGCGCCCUCUACCUGCGCAAGACCGUGCUGGGCAAGCUGGCCUUCCAGGUGGUCCUGGUGCUGGCCAUCCACCUCUGGAUGUUCUUCAUCCUGCCCGCCGUCACCGAGAGGAUGUUCAGCCAGAACGCGGUGGCCCAGCUGUGGUACUUCGUCAAGUGCAUCUACUUCGCGCUGUCCGCCUACCAGAUCCGCUGCGGCUACCCCACCCGCAUCCUCGGCAACUUCCUCACCAAGAAGUACAACCACCUCAACCUCUUCCUCUUCCAGGGGUUCCGGCUGGUGCCGUUCCUGGUGGAGCUGCGGGCGGUGAUGGACUGGGUGUGGACGGACACCACGCUGUCGCUGUCCAGCUGGAUGUGCGUGGAGGACAUCUACGCCAACAUCUUCAUCAUCAAGUGCAGCCGCGAGACCGAGAAGAAAUACCCGCAGCCCAAGGGGCAGAAGAAGAAGAAGGUCGUCAAGUACGGCAUGGGCGGCCUCAUCAUCCUCUUUCUCAUCGCCAUCAUCUGGUUCCCGCUGCUCUUCAUGUCGCUGGUGCGCUCCGUGGUCGGUGUCGUCAACCAGCCCAUCGAUGUCACCGUCACCCUCAAGCUGGGUGGCUACGAGCCGCUGUUCACCAUGAGCGCGCAGCAGCCGUCCAUCGUCCCCUUCACGGCCCAGGCCUACGAGGAGCUGUCCCGGAAGUUCGACCCCGACCCGCUGGCCAUGCAGUUCAUCAGCCAGUACAGCCCCGAGGACAUCGUCACGGCGCAGAUCGAGGGCAGCUCCGGGACGCUGUGGCGCAUCAGCCCCCCGAGCCGGGCGCAGAUGAAGCGGGAGCUGUACAACGGCACUGCCAACAUCACUCUGCGCUUCACCUGGAACUUCCAGAGGGACCUGGCCAAGGGCGGCACCGUGGAGUACACCAACGAGAAGCACACGCUGGACCUGGCCCCCAACAGCCCCGAGCGGCUGCAGCUGGCCAGCCUGCUGGAGGGCACCUCGGCCCAGUCCGUCGUCAUCACCAAACUCUUUCCCAAGUACAUCCGCGCCCCUGUCGGGCCUGAAGCCAACCCGGUGAAGCAGCUGCAGCCCGGUGAGGAGGACGACUACCUGGGCGUGCGGCUGCAGCUGCGCAGGGAGCGCGUGGGCACGGGGGCCGCCGGCUUCCUCGAGUGGUGGGUCAUCGAGCUGCAGGACUGCCAGGCCGACUGCAACCUGCUGCCCAUGGUCAUCUUCAGCGACAAGGUCAGCCCGCCGAGCCUCGGCUUCCUGGCCGGCUACGGGAUCAUGGGGCUGUAUGUGUCGAUCGUGCUGGUCAUCGGCAAGUUCGUGCGCGGCUUCUUCAGCGAGAUCUCGCACUCCAUCAUGUUCGAGGAGCUGCCGUGCGUGGACCGCAUCCUUAAGCUGUGCCAGGACAUCUUCCUGGUGCGGGAGACCCGCGAGCUGGAGCUGGAGGAGGAGCUGUACGCCAAGCUCAUCUUCCUGUACCGCUCGCCGGAGACCAUGAUCAAGUGGACCCGAGAGAAGGAGUAGGGGCCGGCGCGCAGCUGUGACCUCUCCUCCUGGCCCACCUGAGCCGAUGCUGCUGUCAGAAGGACGCUGAGUCCCCUUGCCCUCCCUUUGAGUACUGUAGAGUUUUCUAAUUAAAAACAUUUUUAUUUAUACA